CCUGUAUUACCAGGUAAACGUUACAAGAUGUCAUCUUUCUUUCCUUCCCAUAUCUAAAAGAUGGGAUGAACUUGUCAAUAACUCCCACCGCCUUUCCUUUCCUUUUCUUUCCAAGAGGGCACCUUGAUGAGCCUGCAGCCUUAGACAAAGGACCGUCUCACAAAUCUCUGACCCAACCUACGUAUUGCACAAUCUGAGACAAAGAAAGUUCCCCAGAAAGGCAGAACUCAAAAGCCUCGAUGGCGAAAGCAGCAGCAGAGAAGCAGUAGCAGCAGUAGCAGGAGGAAGUCUGGUGGUCACGUGACUCGGCGUCCAUGUGACUUGGCGGCGGAGGAGCGAGCGAGAAACGUUGGGAGUUUCGCCCGGGUUCUCAUGGCUGGGCUGGUCGUUUCCUUCCUUCCCCGGCGUGGGUUUCCUCGUUUCUUGCUGCUGUUACCUCCACUGCUAUUGCCGCUGUUCAUCUUCCUCCUGCUCCCCUCAUGGGGCCGGGGUGGUCGCUACGACCCGACGUGGGAGUCUCUGGACUCCCGGCCACUUCCGCCCUGGUUCGAUGAAGCCAAGUUUGGGAUUUUCAUCCACUGGGGUGUUUUUUCCGUGCCAAGUUUCGGCAGCGAGUGGUUUUGGUGGUAUUGGCAACAGAAAAAGAAGGAACCUUAUGUAACUUUUAUGAAGGAAAACUACCAACCUGGAUUCACUUAUGAAGAGUUUGGCCCUAUGUUUACAACUGAGUUCUUUGAUGCCAACCAGUGGGCAGAUAUUCUGAGUGCUUCAGGUGCCAAAUACAUUGUCUUGACUUCAAAACAUCAUGAAGGUUUUACUCUGUGGGGGUCAAAGUAUUCCUGGAAUUGGAACAGUGUUGAUAUUGGACCGAAACGGGACCUUGUGAAGGAGUUAGCUACAUCCAUUAGAAACCGGACAAGCUUACGUUUUGGGCUAUAUCACUCACUGUUUGAAUGGUUCCACCCUCUCUUCCGUGAUGAUGCUGCUAGCAAAUUCAAGAAACAACAGUUUCCAAAUGUCAAAACUCUUCCAGAGCUUUAUGAGAUUGUGAACCAAUAUCAGCCAGAGAUUCUGUGGUCAGAUGGCGAUGGGAAUGCUCCAGAUACUUACUGGAACAGCACUGCCUUCCUAGCAUGGCUUUAUAAUGACAGCCCUGUUAAGGAAACAGUUGUAACAAAUGAUCGCUGGGGAGCUGGCACAAUAUGCAAACACGGAGGUUAUUUCACUUGUGCCGAUCGAUACAGCCCUAAACAUCUUUUGCCCCAUAAGUGGGAGAACUGUAUGACAAUUGACAAAAAGUCUUGGGGAUACCGAAGGAAUGCACAAUUAAGUGAUUAUCUGACUAUUGAAGAUCUCAUAAAGCAACUUGUAGAGACAGUAGCAUGUGGAGGAAAUCUUUUGAUGAAUAUUGGGCCCACCCAUGAUGGCCGCAUUCCUAUUGUAUUUGAAGAGCGUCUGAAGCAAAUGGGGAGUUGGUUGGCAUUGAAUGGUGAAGCUAUUUUCAGCACAAAAACUUGGAGAGCCCAAAAUGAUAGUAUAACACCAGGAGUCUGGUACACAUUCAAACCAAAAAACAGCAUUCUGUAUGCCAUUUUCCUUAAGUGGCCAUCUUCAGGAACUCUGACGCUGGGUGAACCAAAAGCUGUUCUUGGGCAAACAAAGGUGAGGCUAAUAGGAUAUGAAGAAUCGUUGCCCUGGGUUUCGAUGGGAGAAAAAGGAAUGAUGGUGGCUGCACCUCUGUUAUCUUUCAAUACAUUUCCCUAUCAGUGGGCCUGGACUCUAGAAGUUACUAAUGCACAAUAGUGACAGAAUCUUGCUCUGCUGAAUUUUGGUAACUGGAGAAAUAAGGAUAGAUUUAAAAUAUAAAAUAAUUCAUGCACUUAAUACUUUUAAAGCAAAGUUGAUGGAAGGAUGCAUAUAGCAAUCACAAAAACUGAAUAGGAUAAAUAAAGUAAAUUGGUAUUCUUCAUUGAAUGCUGAGGUAUUGAAAUGAUAGAUGUAACAGAAGUGUUGAAGUUUAUGAUGUUAAAUAUAGCUGUUAAUACAACCUUGCUUUUGUGAAACAGAAUUCAGGGAAGGGAGUUUCAGAAUUGUUUUAAAAUUGGGGCUUUAAUCUUUCCCCCAACAAUACGCUUUUAUUGUGAACUAUUUUGACUACCUCAUAGGAUUCCAAAGAGGUUAGAAAAUUUUCUACUGGCAUUUAGAUCCUAGUUUUCAGGAGAUAAAAGUGAUCUAGUGUUCUGUAUUUGUUCUUAAAGGUAUUAGAUAACAAACAAUUUAAAAAGUUAUAGUAUAUAUGUUUAAAGCCCUCAUGGGAUGAGUGCAGGCUACUUGGACCAGCCUGAUGGGACUGGCCCACCUCACCCACGCCAGCAGAGGGGGUAUACUACAGGGUAUACUACGGAUCCCAUCAGCCAAAGCCAUGGCUCCUGCCCUCUGAAUAUCCUACUCCCUGAGGUGAGAUUGGCUUCCACCCUCCUGACUUAGAGCCUUAAGACUCUGCCAGGUGGCAUGGAGACCCAAUGGGGAAGCUUCACACUGGAUGUGGUUGACUAAUUAAAACCUAAUCCCACCUCUUUUCAUGCAUCUGGCCCUCUCCUUUGCCAUCUUGUGUUAGUAGUUAUAUCUGUUGUGUUAUUUUAUAGUUGAUUAUUUUAAUGUUUUUUAAAUGUUUUUAUAUUGCAAUUGUCAGAUAGGAGAUGAGUGGCAAAUAAAUUUAAUAAUAUAAAUUCCUGUUAAAGACAGCCCUGUUAAAAUGCCAGGUGUUUACGAUGUAAAGAAAUCAGACCAAGAUAAAUUACUUCAGAAUUUUUUCCACCUUUAAUAUAACACAUAAGCUAUACAAUUCAAUUAAAAAGCAGACUGAAAUUUUUCCGGGGGGGGGGGGGAAUAAAAAUCUUAUAAUAACAUGGUUGCAUAAGGGUGCACGCCCUCUUAUAAGCAGAGAUGCGGCUAUGUUCAGAAUUAACUAAUCACAUUCAAACUGUGGUUAAAUAGUAGUACACAGUGACUAAUCAGGCCCAUUUUCAACUGUUCUAGUAGGAUUUUUGACAUUUACUCAGUUGCCUCUUACAGCAAAAGCCAUGCUGCUUCAACAAAGUAUUAGUUUAAAGGUGUGCACACUUAUGCAACCAUGUUAUUGUUUUUUAUUGCUUUUUCCUCCUGAAAGAUUUCAGUUUUUCAAUUCAAUUGUACGGUUUAUGUUUCUAUGAAAAUUGGAAAAAAUUCUGAAGUAAAUUAUCUUGGUCUGAUUUUUUUUUUCCAAAAACUUGGCAUUUCAAUAGGGCUGUAUAGAUUUUCUAUAUGCACUCUAUUUCCAAGAGGUCUAGUUCCUACCUUAAAAUACAUAGGUUAUUGCCAUUGAAAAUAAGUUUUUAAUUUUAAUGUUUAUAAUAUAUUUCUGUGCAGAGCAUCACUAGUGAAAUUGUCUAAGACAACUUCAAAAGGGAUAAAUUCACGUUUGAGAUUUAGCUACUGUUACCUUGUAUUGUUACAUUAGAUAUUUUAUUAUUUGUAUUAACUGAUUAAACUGCAGCUUUGCAACUA
Molecule: messenger RNA, 3546 nt
Organism: Crotalus tigris (Tiger rattlesnake)
Lineage: Eukaryota; Metazoa; Chordata; Lepidosauria; Squamata; Viperidae
Gene: FUCA2
Product: alpha-L-fucosidase 2
Exons: 7
Coding region: 373-1803 (476 amino acids)
Biological process (GO): glycoside catabolic process; fucose metabolic process
Cellular component (GO): lysosome
Molecular function (GO): alpha-L-fucosidase activity
Source: RefSeq, a predicted model, not a curated record